Messenger RNA from Rhodamnia argentea, 1634 nucleotides. Its product is annotated as B3 domain-containing transcription factor VRN1-like. The transcript is spliced from 7 exons. Gene Ontology annotation, molecular function: DNA binding. The record is from RefSeq and is a predicted model, not a curated record. The coding region runs from base 115 to 1560 and encodes 481 amino acids. NCBI's taxonomy places the organism in Eukaryota, Viridiplantae, Streptophyta, Magnoliopsida, Myrtales, Myrtaceae.
UGCUUCCCCAUUUGGCCUCAAGGACAGAGGCUCCGCGCUCAUGUAGUUGAAGUUGAAACCCCCAACACCAUCUUCUUCUUCGUCUUCUGUAAGGAGCCAAGGACACUGCCGUCUAUGGCUUGCAGUCGUCGGCGCCGCCGGCGAAGAGAAGAUGGAGCUGUCGAGCGGGAGGUGGCGACCGGCCCUCGUCCUCGUCUUGGGAGACGUAGCUUCUUCAAGAUUAUACUCUCCGACGCCCUUGCAUCUGGAAAGCUUGGGAUUCCAAAGAGCUUCUUGAGAAGAUGUGGAAAGGAUCUCUCAAACUCGGUGCUUCUCAAGGUUCCGGGCGGUUCAGCCUGGACUGUAGAGCUAGAAAAGUGUAACAAUGACAUGGUUACGUUGUGGAAAGGGUGGCGGGAAUUCAUGGAACAUUACUCCAUUGGCCAUGGUCACCUCCUAAUUUUCAAAUAUAAAGGGAACUCCACUUUUCGCGUGAUAAUAUUCAAUAAGAGUGCUUCAGAGAUAGACUAUUCCUCGAGCAGUGGCAAAACAUCAUACCUUGGGCGUGAACUUCCCUCACCAGAAACAGAAGAUGUCGUAGAAACAGAACAUCUGGAGGAUGUCGCAGCCCAUCAAAGAGUGAGGAUUGAACCGCAUUUACUUUAUUCUCGGCUAAGUCCGGGCUACUCAACGCGAGGAUCCGAAGUUCCCAUUGGUACUGACCCUGAAGGACCAAAUCUGUCUCAAGCUCAAGCUGGCCAGACAGAUAUGAAUAAACAGCCUACAUGCAGAAUGAGUCAUUCUGAGCUGGUUUUUCAUGGUCCUACACUUCCAAGGCCUCUCACUACUCCUGGAUUAGUCGGCAAACUUGAUUCUGAGCAUCCCUUUUUCAAAAUGGCAAUCCAGCGAUCUUAUACAAAUCGACUGUAUAUUCCAGGUGAAUUCUUCAUGCAGCAUAUUCAGGAAAAGCAAAGAGCAACUCUUAGGUAUGCCAACAGAUCAUGGUCAGUGAGGCUCAUCAGGGGCAGCAGACGAGUCGGAGGGGCUCCGUAUCUGUCCUUUUCUGCUGGUUGGAGUGCAUUUGCAAGAGAAACUCAUCUGCACGUAGGAAAUGUCUGUGUGUUCAAGCUACUUGAUAGGAAUGAUAUUGUUUUUGAAGUCUCCAUUUUGAGGGGUGGGCUGGAUUUUCAUGGUCCUACACUAUCAAAGCCUGUCAAGUCUUCCGGUUUAGCUAGCAAAAUUGAUUCGGAGCAUCCCUUUUUCCUACUGGUGAUCCCACGAUGUUAUAUCAAUUCCCCACGUGUUCCGGUUGGAUUUGCCAAGAAACAUCUUCAGGAAAACAAACAAAUGGCGACUCUUCGGUAUUUGGACAGUUUGUGGCCAGUGAAGAUCUCCAGGAGCCCCGGAUGGGCCAGAGGAACCAUGUAUCUGGCGCUCUCUACCGGUUGGCGUGCAUUCGCAAGGGAAACUCAUCUUCGUGCAGGAUAUGUCUGCGUGUUUGAGCUCAUCGACAGGGACGAAACCGUGUUCAAAGUCUCCAUUUUGAGUGGUGCUGAUAGUGAUGCGAUUCAUGUUGAUUGAGAUGAACAUCAGAAGCAUUACCUUAGGCCAUUUCAGCAUCAAUAUGAACGCAGGAGUCCUAAUAAUGCCUCCUU